AUGUCAGAGGCGGAGGGUGAGCGCGGUACCGCCUCUGGGUCCGGUAUCGUUAUGGAGACAGAAGAAAACCCAAACGUGCAAAACCCAGACGAGGCCGCGACCGGAAGCGCUGUUCAGACACAAACUGCGCUUGAUGAUGAGGAGGAGGAGGAUGUUAGAACUCAGACAGCUGUGCAACAGACCCAGGUGGAUAUCUGCUCAGAUCAGGGAAAAGAACCAAGUUCAUCAUCACCUCAAAGAGAGGGACAGGACACACUCAGUCCUCAUGAUGAAGAAACAAUCAGAGCUGCUGAUGCUGUGGGAAGCUCAACAGCAACAGUUAAAAUCUUACUUAUGCCAGAGGGACACAUGAUGACUGUGGCUUUUAUGAUUGGCCUCACCACUCAAGACCUGAAGAAUCAUUUGGCCAAUGAGCUGCGAGUACCGUCUGAAUUUAUUCAGAUCACACUAAAUGGCAAUGCUGUGGAGGAUCACCAGUCCCUGAUGAGCCUUGGGGUGCAGCCACAUGCUACAGUCCAGUUUGAGAUGAGCUCAUUAGAUCCUGAAAAUUACCCCAUCAAGCCAGUUAAGCCUCAGCAGGAAUGCAACAUGCCAGAUGUCAUUACUGUCAGAGUACAGACAGAUGCCGUCACCUACCAGGAUGUGGUAGUAGAGAUUGAAAGAGCCACUCAAAAGAACCCUUUCUUAGGAGGAUAUCGCCACAAGGUCACUGACACUGAGUACCGCCACGCUGGAGUACAGACUGUGCCUACGAGGAGGCCUGAUAGAGAAGUGGAGACUUUCAGCAGAGACGCACAGACAGUGUAUAUGAAGAACCAGGUUCAGCAAAGCACCAACAGCACUUCCACUCAGAUGACUAAACCUGGGUGCUACAUAUCUAACAUGCAGGACAAAGUCAUGACACCAGGAAGAUACAUCACUGCAGAAGAAUACCACAGCAAGAGGCUUAACGCUGCAAUAACUAUCCAGAAAUACAUCAGGCGCUGGCUGGCCAAACUACGGACCACUCGGCUGAGACUGGAAAAGGAUCUGUGCUUGGCCUGGGCUGAGAAGGAGGAAAGAAGAAAGAAAGAAGAGAAGGAAGAGCACAUUAGAGCAGAGUACCAUAGGAGAAUGAACCCAGAGAAAAAAGAAGACUUUACCCUGCUUUAUAAUGCGCUAGAAAAGUGGAGAAAGGGAGAAGUGGAGCGCAUUAAUGCCACUCUGUGUGGAGCAGAAAGGAAAGCCGCUCUCUGUGCGCUCUUGGAGCAGGAGACGCAGUUCAUUGCAUCUAUAGAACACCAUCGAACAGUUGCAGGAGAGAAGAACCAGGAGAAGGCAGUGCAAGCAUUACUCGACAAGUGCGCUGCCCCCAAGCGAUGGCAAGCGUCUGACGGGAUAAUGACCCAAAUGGAUACACCGAACAUCAUUAGGGCUAGAGAGCUUCGGGAUCUCUAUAGCAGCAUCACCCUGAGCUAUCUGAGCCAGGAGGAUCGUCUUGAUGUGCUGCUUACACUCAGACAUACUGUGAAGGAAAAUGACUGUCAGCUGACUCGAGAUAUUGUGGACUUGAUAGACAGAGAGGCCGACCUGCUGAUGAGGGGUGUGAAGGAGCAUAACCUAAAGGGGCUCAGGAAGAGGAUUGCCACUCUCUUCCUCCAGUACAUCAAAACCCCCACUUUUAACCCCCAGGUGUCCAAACUGCUGCCGGUGCCACAAGACCCAGAGAAGCUAAGGAAGAAUGUCCAUUUUUGCCGUGGUUGCAGUCAGUUCCGACCCCUUUCUGAGUUUUCUCUGUCAGUGAACGCACGCUUGGUGGGUCGUUGUUGCCAUUGCAAACAGCUGGACAAUGAGGCUCGGCACAGAGAAGAUUUUUCCUGUUACAAAACCAUUCUCCAACGUCUGCGCAAGGAUGAAUCAAAAGUCGAUCCAGAUGCCAAGAUCCCUUACCUCCUACAGGAGCAGGAUCUGCGCUAUCUAGUGGAUGUGAUAUGGGGGGCUCAGUCUGCUUUGAGUGCAUCUAACGACCUGCGUGAUCUGCGGAUGGCGCGCUGGGACAGGUAUUAUACGUGGAGUCCUUGGAAUUGCGUCCUGCUUACUAAGGACGAGGUAGCUGCUCACCUCAAAGUUGAAAACAUGGAGAAGACAUAUGACACCGUGUUUGUCUGCAACAUUAACCACAAACACGCUCUGGCCCGGAAAUACUUCGCCCAGAUCCCUGUGCUGGCGGCGCAUCUCCAUGAUGUGGACUCUCUGCCUGUUGCCCACAGCCACCUGCUGGUCACCAAACCCAUCGCUACAGUGAGCAAGCAGUCUCACGAGCAGUAA
Neoarius graeffei (lesser salmon catfish) is the source of this 2307-nucleotide messenger RNA. RefSeq names its product IQ motif and ubiquitin domain containing (gene iqub). The record is from RefSeq and is a predicted model, not a curated record. Gene Ontology annotation, cellular component: acrosomal vesicle; motile cilium. Gene Ontology annotation, molecular function: protein binding. Bases 1 to 2307 code for a protein of 768 amino acids. Gene Ontology annotation, biological process: cilium assembly. The transcript is spliced from 12 exons. NCBI's taxonomy places the organism in Eukaryota, Metazoa, Chordata, Actinopteri, Siluriformes, Ariidae.